Colias croceus (clouded yellow) is the source of this 1987-nucleotide messenger RNA. Its product is annotated as zinc finger protein 91-like. Gene Ontology annotation, cellular component: nucleus. The coding region runs from base 369 to 1985 and encodes 538 amino acids. Gene Ontology annotation, molecular function: RNA polymerase II transcription regulatory region sequence-specific DNA binding; DNA-binding transcription factor activity, RNA polymerase II-specific. The record is from RefSeq and is a predicted model, not a curated record. NCBI's taxonomy places the organism in Eukaryota, Metazoa, Arthropoda, Insecta, Lepidoptera, Pieridae. Gene Ontology annotation, biological process: regulation of transcription by RNA polymerase II. The transcript is spliced from 9 exons.
AAAUGUGAAUUCGUGAAACGUCAAAUCCAAAAAAAUGAAGCUCGGAGGUAGAACUCAGAAGUGAUUAUUAGCAAAGAAGAAAAUAAAAAAGUCGUUUGUAUUUGUAAAAAACAUAAAAACCUUUCUUUCUUAUUAAUAUUAAUACUAACCAUCACUUAAUAAAUAAUGUACUUAGUAAAUUUUCUUGAAUACAAAAGUAGAUCACAAAAUAUACUUAAUUUAUAAUCGUGUUUAUAAUCACAAUUACUUGUAAAUAAUAAUGGAAAACUCUUAACAAAUAUGUGAUAGAUGCUACGCAGUAUAAAAUAUGUCUCUCAAAUUAUUAAGGAGUAUAAUUAAGGGGUAAAAUAGUCAGAAACAGUGAUAACAUGGAAUCUAUUAAGUCCGAAACUCGGGAUGGAGUCUGUAGUGGUUGCUUAAGCGUGGACAGACAUACGAGCACUGUGGAGAGACAAGACUUAUUUAUCAUGCUGCUGUCUAAACCGGCUGUUUAUCUGGAACCCAAGUACUUACAAAUACAAUUAUGCUGGGAAUGCAAGGCGAUGGUGAGGAAAAUUGCGAUAUUUCAAAGGAAAAUUAAUAAGGCGCAGUAUGUUUUAGAAACGUCAGUUCAAUUAGAUCAGUUAAACAUACACAUCACACCACUAUCAUCACUACAAAUACAUCACAACCAAGACUAUGACGUCACACUAGAUCACGAUGAAGAGGUGGAAAAACUUAAACCACUCGAAACGUUACAAGAACUAACAAUAGAAGUGAAGCAGGAAACGGACGACUUUGAUUACGACGUGAAAGACGAAUACAGUCAAAGCGACAGCGAUAAGCCGAAAAAGAAGAAUUUUGUUGGCAAAUUUGAACGGAAAGCCAUAAUAACUAAGAACGAAUUGGAUUUGAAGAGAAUAGAGAAGUAUUUUAAGAAAAUGGUGCUCGAUAAUGCGGAGAUAGAGGAGGUUCUGCAAAGGGAAAGGGAUUGUAAGAGAGGGAAGAGUCAGUAUAGAUAUGCGUGUAAGAAAUGCAAGAUGAAAUACAAACGGGUUAGCGAUGUACAUAGGCAUGGUGAUUUCGCUCAUCCAACGGACACAUCACCGUUACGUUGCAGCGAAUGUAAGGACACCUUCGACACUCACUCCCAACUAAACGAGCAUUGGAGAUCGCAUAAUAUUCUAUACAAAUGUACAUUUUGUACAACGUUCUGUAGAUCGAAGUUUGAGAUGAAUCUACAUUUGGUUAAUACGCAUAGCCGAAUGUAUAGUUGUAAGAACUGCGGGAUGCAAAUAUUUUCAUCACAACAAUUCACACAUCACUAUAAGAAUUAUCACACAAAAUACAUUUGCGAUGACUGCGGCCGAGUUUUUGGAAUGAAAAGCAGUCUCGAAAGACAUAUGAUAAAAGAGCACUUCCCCCCCUACUGUCAAGUGUGCGCACGUCACUUUCCGAAAUACCACUCGCUUGAAGUGCACUAUCGGAAUUUCCACCCGGAAUUAAUUUAUAAAACGGUCAAGCGUGAGCUGUCGUAUUGCGUGGAGUGUGACAGACAGUUUCCAAGCCAAUACUUGUAUAAGAGGCAUCUUAGUACAGCCGUGGCACAUGUUCAACGUCCGCCUAUAAAGGUACCUUGCCCGGAGUGUGGGAAGAUAUUUUCUCGGAAUACAUAUAUGAAGAAUCAUUAUAAAUUGGUGCAUGUUCGUUCCACAAAACACUAUUGUGAAAUUUGUAAUAAGCAUUUCGUCAGCGGUUUCUCGUUGAGAACACACAGGAAGUUUGUACACGAAAAAACUGUGAAGCCCAAGGACAAAAUAUGCGACGUGUGUGGACGAGGUUUUCAUACGAACCGUACGCUCCUAAACCACAAGCGUACGCACACAGGCGAACGUCCAUACAAGUGUACGUACUGUCCGGCCGCGUUCGCUCAGUCGUACGCCCGCACUACACACGAACGGUCGCAGCAUAAGAGCGUAGCUGACGUGUUUAUAUUGCCCACUUGAAU